This is a messenger RNA of Candidula unifasciata, 7225 nucleotides long. NCBI's taxonomy places the organism in Eukaryota, Metazoa, Mollusca, Gastropoda, Stylommatophora, Geomitridae. The record is from the annotation of a GenBank genome assembly.
CUAUGCUGGUCGCGUGGAGCUUCCUGAUAAUCUGAAGUACCUCUUCAGGCCUGUGGCCAUGAUGGUGCCUGACUAUACCUUGAUAGCAGAGAUCAUGUUGUUCUCUGAGGGCUUCAUCGCAGCCAAGUCUUUGUCACAGAAGAUUGUCAACCUCUACCAGCUGGCCAGCAAGCAGCUAUCACAACAAGACCACUAUGACUUCGGCAUGCGGGCCAUAAAAUCUGUUCUUGUAAUGGCAGGGCAUGGACGGAGAAAUGCUCUCCAAAAGACUCAUUCUGGCGUGAAAGAAAUAACAGAAAAUGAAGAGUCAUACAUUUUGAUCCAUUCUUUGCGAGAUGCCAAUAUGCCAAAGUUUUUGUCUGAAGAUGUGCCGCUGUUUGAAAGCAUUGUAGAUGAUUUAUUCCCAGGGAUUGAGCCUCCCGAUCAGGAUCAAGGAUCACUAGAAAAAGCAAUCAGUUUAUCCAUCAGAGAACUGAACCUGCAACCCUGGCCCAGUCAGACAGAAAAAGUCAAGCAACUGUACAAUCAGAUUCUGGUGCGACAUGGUGUAAUGCUGGUUGGUCCAACUGGUGGUGGGAAAACUUCUGUCAGAAACAUUCUCCAGAGAGCCCUGGUUCUUUUACCAGCAAUUCAAAGUGAUGAUAGUGAACAGCACAACCAAAAACUUGUACAUGGCAGAAAACGGAGUGUAUUUUAUGCAAGUAGAACCAGAAAAGGUCAUGUUGAGACAUUUGUAAUAAAUCCCAAAUGUGUCACAUUGGGAGAACUGUAUGGUGAGACAGACCCUAAUACAUUUGAAUGGUCAGAUGGCCUCAUAGCCAAUGCUACACGCAAAUUCUCCCGGAAUCUCACAUCCACCCAGGUUCUCACCACAGAUGAAAUCAAACCUGUUGCUGAAACAGCCUUUAGGACUUUGACAGACAUGUCAGCAACUUCUCUUGCAGCUCAUGCUUUCCUAGCCAGCAAUAUGGAGAAUGAGGACGGCACAAUUACAGACUGGCGAUGGUUAAUUCUUGAUGGACCUGUCGACACCAUGUGGGUGGAAAAUCUAAACACUGUACUGGACGACUCAAAGGUUCUGUGCCUUGCUAAUGGGGAGAGAAUUUCUCUGGGUGUAGGAAUGAGGCUUCUGUUUGAGGUGGACAGUUUGUCUAAAGCCAGUCCUGCAACGGUCAGCAGAUGUGCCAUGGUCUAUAUGGAUCCGGUUGAUCUCGGUUGGAAGCCGUUUGUUACAAAAUGGUUAUGUCAACUGCCUCAAGCUAUGCCUGAGUCUGGAAGAACUUACCUUCGGGCACUCUUUGAUGCAAGUAUUGACAAAGGGAUGAAGUUUCUCUGCAAAUACAAGGAGCAUCAAGCAGUGCCUGCACCUGAUCUCAGCAUCAUUGGCACUCUCUGUACUAUCUUGUCAGCUUAUACAGAUUUCCUUGACAGCCAUGGGGGAUUUGGUACAGCAGAUAUGAAAGGAAAAGUACAAACAACCGACGCUGAUAGUCACACAUCUCCUAAGUCUAACAAGCAUGCCAGGACAUCGAAGUUGAGUCAGCAGCAUAACAAAAAGUCACCAACACUUGAUGGAAAUGCAGAAAAUUCUGAGUUUACAUCCAGCAGAAAUUCACAAAGGCGUGAGGUAAAGAUGUUCUACCUAGAAAAGAACCCUACACAUCUGACAAACCUCCUUGGAAAACUGUUUGUGUUUGCUUACACCUGGAGCAUUGGUGGAGUUUUUAAACGAAGGGAGUUCAUGGAAGAAGAUGACAGCAACAUCAGAAGGGCAAGCACUUCUACUGAAAGGAUAGACAUGAAUAAUGAAUUUGAUAAUUUUGUUCGUGAGCUCUUUGAUGUGGAGCCUCCAUUAGGUGUGAGACUUCCAGCUGGAAAUCGCAGCAUCUACGGCUAUUUUGUUGACAUGGAAAGCGGCAGUUUUGUCCCAUGGGAUGUCCUCAUUCCUGGCACAAAGUCACUCAUUGAGAAAGGUGUAGUGCUAAGUAUAGGUAAAACACUUGGAAUGGCUUUAGACAAGAAAAAGAAAGAAAUAACAGAAGCAGAGAUCAUCCCUACAGUUGACAUUGUGAGAUUUUCUUUCCUGGCCAGUUUACUGUUAGUGAACAAACAGGCGGUGUUGAUGACAGGUGAGUCUGGAGUUGGGAAAACAGCUAUCAUCAACCACAUGCUAAAACAACUUGAACAAGAUGGAGGCACAUCCACAGAAAAGUCUUCCACUAUUUUAGGUUCCAUUUUUCAGUACUCAGAUAAAGUAUCUGGCCUGCUGGAGAAUAUAAGUAAUUUGACAUCAUUCCACCAUCGUACCGAUGAUGGAGAUUCUGCCAUGGAGAUGUUGCUGGGAUCAAAAAGUAGAAGCAUGGGUGUUAUAAGUACGGUGGCCCAGUGCAGUGCUCAGACUACAGCCAAACGUCUGGAGGCUCAAAUUAUGCUUAAGCUUAUCAAGAAAAGCAAGACCUCAAUGGGAGCUCCCAAGGGCAGGAAGGUGAUUGUGUUUAUUGAUGACCUGAAUAUGCCAGCAGCAGACAAAUAUGGAGCCCAAGGAUUCUAUGACACCAAAAAACUGACCUGGAAAGAGAUUGUGGAUGUGACAGUUGUGGCAGCAUGUGGUCCACCUGGUGGUGGCAGAAACUCCAUCAGCCCUCGGCUUCUGAAACACUUCAGCAUGUUAACACUUCCACAACCAUCCAGCAAGUCUCUUCAGCAUAUCUAUCAAGUUCAGCUAGGUCGGUUUUUAAAGGAAGGGGAGUUUGUGCCAGAAGUACAAAACAGCUUGUUUCCCAUGGUAUCUGCAAGCAUUGCCAUAUACUACCACAUGUGUACUGUCAUGCUGCCAACGCCAACAAAAUCUCACUACACUUUCAACAUCAGAGACUUAUCCAAGGUGAUCCAGGGCAUGCUACAGGCCCAUGAAUCUGUAAUCGUGGGAAAGGAACAUUUUGUUCAACUUUUUGCACAUGAGACCACACGUGUGUUUCACGAUCGCCUGACCUGUUCUGCUGAUCGAACCACAUUUUUCCAGAUACUUGCUGAUAAUCUGCAUGCUUAUUUCAAGGUGCGAUGGACAUCUGAAAAACUGAUGAAAGAAUCUAUACUGUUUGGUGACUUCUUUGAUUCCACUGAUCAUACUUCAGUACAGCGGAUAUACAGGCCAUUGUCUGAUCCAAACAAGCUAGAGCGAGUCUUGGAGGAGUAUCAUAUGAGAAUGAACAUGGGAGAAAUGACUGAACAGCUAGUGUUCUUCAAGGAUGCCAUGGAACAUGUGGUCAGGGCAGCAAGAGUGUUUAGACAACCUGGAGGACAUUUGCUUAUGGUUGGCCUUGAUGGCACAGGCAAGUCCACAGUGAUUUAUCUGGCCAGCUAUAUCAGCAACUGUCAGAUGUUCCGCCUGAAACUCCAUAAUCAGUAUGGAAGCCCAGAAUUUCGGGAUGAUCUCAAAACACUGUGUCUGCAAGCCGGAGUCAAAGGCAUACCAUCUGUUCUCUUACUAACUGACUCUGACAUUGUUAAGGAAUCAUUCAUAGAGGACAUCAACUGUAUUCUCAAUUCUGGUGAGGUUCCAGACCUAUUUGACAGUGAAGAGCUUGAUGGCAUCACAAUGGACCUUCAGGCAAUUGCCAGCGAUGCAGGGUUCUCUGAUGCCAAGACAUCGGUUCAUGCUUUCUUUAUUCAGAGAAUCAGACAGAAAUUGCAUGUGGUUUUGGCCAUGAGUCCUGCAGGUGACCGUUUCCGACAGAGAUGUCGUAUGAAUCCUGCCCUAAUCAACUGUUGUACCAUUGAUUGGUUCGAUGAUUGGACAGAGAAAGCCAUGCUGAGGGUUGCUAGAGUAUUUCUGGCUGAUACAGAGUUUAUUGCAAAUGAGUCUGUGUAUAACUGGGAGAAAUUAACAGAGCACACUGCACAGAUUUGUGUGGAGAUUCACAAAAGCAUAUCAUAUAUGAGUCGCAGAUUUUGGGAGGAGAGUCGAAGACAUUAUUACUCUACUCCAAGCUCGUAUAUGGAACUGAUUCGCCUGUACUCUCGCAUGCUUGCAGACAACAAACAAGAAUUCACACACAACAGAAAUCGUCUGCAGAAUGGUUUAUCAGCAUUAUCAGAUGCAUACGCAAUGGUUGGUGUCAUGCAGGAAGAGUUAGUUUCUCUUGGCCCGGUCAUUGUUGCUAAAGCUAAGGACACUGAGGAUUUACUGAAACAAUUAGAGGAAGACAGACAAGCAGUGAAGGAGAUAGAGGAUAUUGUAUCUCAGGAGGAGAACAUCAUGUCUAGAGAGACACAGAUAGUCCAGGAUUAUGCAGAUGAAUGUGAAUCAGACUUGACUUCAGUUCUACCAGUCCUUCAAGAUGCUAUUACCUCCCUGGAGACUUUAGAUAAAGCCUCCAUCUCUGAGCUUAGGGUAUACACCAACCCACCCCAGCUGGUGGCUACAGUGAUUGCUGCUGUGUGUGUGCUGUUUCAGAAGAAGACAGACUGGGCUACAGGAAAGUUAUUCAUAGGUGACCCACAGUUUUUAAAGCUGUUACUGAACUUUGACAGACACAGUCCAUCAGACAGGGUCUAUGCCAAAUUGAAGAAGUACACAAAAGACCCUAAUUUUAACCCAGAAACUGUCGGCAAAGUGUCACUUGCCUGCAAAUGCAUUUGCAGUUGGGUCCUGGCUAUUGACAAUUAUAACACAGUCUACAAGAUGGUGACACCAAAACAAAAGAGAGUACAUGAAGCAAGAGAAGCACUUAAACUAGCCCAGGACAGCUUGGCAAGGAAGCAGGGGAGUCUACACAAGAUUCAAGAUCAUCUUAAAAUGAUUGAACAACAAUAUGAAGACAGUGUCACCCAAAGAGAAGCCCUCAAAGAGAGACAAAAAAUCACAGGUCUGAGGCUGGAGAGAGCAUCCAUUUUAAUCUCUGCAUUGGCUGAUGAAGAAGUCCGCUGGUCUCAGUCCGUUAAAUCUUUAGAUAUUAAGUUGGAGGGAAUUGUUGGAGACACACUAGUGACUGCAGCAUCUGUUGCAUAUUUGGGUGCCUUUACUGCUCAGUACAGGAAUGAACUAGUGAACCACUGGGUCAGCAUGUGUCAAGACAUGGAGGUGCCGAUAUCCACAGAUUUUGAUCUUCUCAAAAUUUUAGUUGAUGCAAAUCAGGUGAUGAAAUGGUAUAACUGUGGUCUGUCCCAGGACAGACUGUCUGUAGAGAAUGCAGCAUUUAUCACCAAAGCAAGAAAAUGGCCACUGUUGAUUGACCCACAAGGACAAGGUCUCAGAUGGAUUAGAAAAAUGGAGGGUCCACAUCUGAAGAUAGUUGCUGGAUCAGAUACAAAUAUUAUGCAAACAGUUGUAACAGCCAUCAGAGUGGGAGCUCCCUGCCUUCUGAAGGAUGUAGGAGAAGAACUUGACCCAGCUCUUAGGCCAGUAUUGUUGCAGGAGACUUUCAAUAAAGGUGGACAGCAGAUUAUGAAAAUUGGUGAUGUGGAACUAGAGUACAAUAAAAACUUCAGGUUAUAUCUGACGACUUCCUUGGCCAACCCUCAUUAUCUUCCAGACAUCUUCCUGCAGGUCAAUGUCAUUAAUUUCAUGGUCACAUCUGAUGGUCUUCAGGAGCAGCUUCUGUCUGCAGUUGUAACACAGGAAAAACCCAUGCUGGAAAAGCUACGCAGCAAACUGUUGGAGAGUAUUGCAGCAGACAAGCAGGUGCUACUAGACCUGGAAAACAGAACGUUGUCAAUGCUUGCAAGUUCAGAAGGUCACCUUCUGGAUGACCAGGCUCUCGUAGAGACACUUCAGCAAAGCAAGAUCAUGUCUCAGGAGAUUCACAACAGGGUUGCUGAAUCAGAGCAGACUGAACAGAGCAUCAGCCUGGCUCGACAGAGAUAUUUGCCAGUUGCCACUCGAGGUUCUGUCAUCUAUUUUGUGGUGGCUCAGUUGGCAAGUCUGGAUGUCAUGUACCAGUACUCGCUGGCCUGGUUCCAGUCCAUGUUUGUAGCAUGCAUCAGCAGCAGCAGUACCAGCAGUAAUAAAUCAGUGGCAUCCAGCAAGGAUCUGGCUAGUGGUGUCCUCAGACCUGCCAGUGCCAGAAACAUCAAGUCCAUGCAUAAUGAUGCUGAUGAGGAAAGUAUGUGGAGAACUGUUAUCAUGGUUUCCUUGAAUGCCGAUGAUUUGAAGAAACAUCUACAAAUGAUGAUUGAGCAGCUAACACACACCAUAUACAGAACUGUGUCGGUUGGACUUUUCUCUCGCCACAAGUUCAUCUUCUCCUUUCUCUUGUGCUCUAAUAUUAUGCGGGCAAAUAGUAAAUAUGGCUGUGAGACCAGUGAUUUGGGCCUUAUAGAAGAACAUGAAUGGCACAUCUUUCUCCAUGGAAGUGUAACAACAUCACUGGUUAUUAACAACAUGCGGACAGAAGAAAAGGGUACAGCAAUUGAAGGACUACAGCAACAGACCAAUUCUAUGCUGGAGUCAAGUGUUGAUGUGUCGCAUGAUGUAGACAGUAGCAAACCUGCUUCUGCAGAAGAAAAGGCGUAUCCUUCCUGGAUAUCAGCCUCUGGCUGGCAACAGUGUCAGUGUCUGGAAUCAGCAGUCCCAGCCUUUCACCUGCUUUGUCAGUGUCUGUGUGCGAAUCACCAGCAGUGGGAAGCUUUUAGAGCAGCAGAUGAGCCUUUCAAGCUGAUGAGGAAACCUUUCACACCAGGGUCAGAUUUCACCCAACCUGUCCAAAUUUUUGAGUGGUUCAGACUUACCAAGUUCCAACAACUUUUGCUUAUCAAGGCAUUAAGGUUAGAUGUGUUGGCAACUUCAUUAGCUCAGUUUAUCCAAGAUCAGCUCGGAGCUAAAUACUUGUCAACUGGAACUUUUGACCUUCAUGAGAUUUAUGCUGAAUCUGUGGCCAAGUCACCUUUGAUCUUUAUCCUGUCUCCAGGUUGUGAUCCCUCCACCCAACUGCUCACAUUUGCCAAAGAUCUCCGAGGUAGCACAUCACAUCUGGAUAUGAUAUCAUUAGGAAGAGGUCAAGGUCCUAAAGCAGAAGAACUCAUCUCAAAGGCCCAGAUUUUGAAAGGCAGAUGGGUGGUGUUGCAGAACUGUCAUCUGGCUGCAUCAUGGAUGCCAAGAUUGCAGAAUAUAGUGGAAAAGUAUAACAACCCACAUGAAGACAGUCUUGACCCACAGUUUAGACUGUGGUUGAGUUCAAUGCCUGACCCAGCGUUUCCUGUUUCUAUCCUCCAGGCAGGUAUCAAG